CCCACACAAAGUCACAAGCGCAUCCGCAGCAGCAGUAGCGUCAUGUUUCUUCUUCAGAAGGCAUGGAGGACUGCAGCUUUUGGAGUCUAUGGCUUCACCCAAUUCACAAAAUCUGGCUUCCAGGAGCACUCCAAAAGAUUCAAACCUGAAGAUAUGCAAAUUCAGAUGCAAGGAAAAAAUUGCAUAGUAACUGGAGCCAAUUCUGGAAUCGGUUAUGCAACUGCGGAGGGUCUUGCAUCACGUGGAGCCACUGUGCAUAUGGUUUGUCGUAGUAAAGAAAGGGGAGAGGCUGCUCUUUUGAAGUUACAGUCAACCACAAAUAACCCAAAUAUCCAUUUGGAGGUUUGUGACCUGUCUUCCAUCACCGAAGUCAAGGCAUUUGCAUCCAAGUUUACUUCAGAGCAUAAACCACUUCAUGUCUUAAUUAACAAUGCAGGCAUACUUGAGCACAAUCGAGUAACUACUGCAGAAGGAUUAGAGUUGAACUUUGCUGUUAAUGUAGCAGCAACUUAUGCUAUGACAGAACUGAUGAUGCCAUUAUUGGAGAAAGCAGCACCUGAUGCUCGAGUGAUUACAGUUUCUUCAGGUGGAAUGUACACAACUCCUUUGACCAGAGAUUUGCAGUAUAGUGAAAGAAACUUUGAUGGAACCGUACAAUAUGCUCGGAACAAGAGAAUUCAGGUGGCAUUAACUGAGAAAUGGGCAGAAACUUAUGGUGAUAAAGGGGUCGGUUUUUACUCAAUGCAUCCCGGAUGGGCCGAAACCCCCGGUGUAGCCAAAAGCUUGCCUAGUCUAUCUGAGAAGUUAUCGGGAAAGCUAAGAACAAGCGAGGAAGGGGCAGAUACAAUUGUAUGGUUGGCAUUGCAACCGAAAGAGAAAUUGGUAUCAGGUGCGUUCUAUUUUGAUCGUGAGCAGGCACCGAAACAUCUGGCGUUUGCUGGGACUGCAAGCUCUCACAGCCUCAUUGGUGAGGUUGCCGAUAGGCUGCGGUCUUUGUGCCGCCUGUCUUUUUGAGUUGUAGCUAGUAUAUACGAGAAUUGGGUGAUUACAUGCAAUAAUAUGCUGGUUGAAAAGAAAAUUACAUGUAAUUUGAUUGAGUGUGUAAUAUGAAGUAUGAAAUUUCAUUCUAAAGAAUGCAUUGUAAAGAACGGGAGCUAGGAUACAUUUCAGUAUAUACAGAAUUACAGUAAAGCAGCAAAAUAGUUAGUUUCGUGUU
This is a messenger RNA of Asparagus officinalis (garden asparagus), 1216 nucleotides long. Its product is annotated as dehydrogenase/reductase SDR family member 12. The record is from RefSeq and is a predicted model, not a curated record. Lineage: Eukaryota; Viridiplantae; Streptophyta; Magnoliopsida; Asparagales; Asparagaceae. Bases 43 to 1014 code for a protein of 323 amino acids. The transcript is spliced from 10 exons.